AUGGCGUCCCAACAACUUAGGUCAUCGACGCAUCACUUCAAGAAAUACUUUUUAGAAGAGUCAGAUCUAGAACAGUAUGAUUGGAUACGAAUGCCAUUCACUGCUCCUGGAAAUCAUUCAUCAUCUGACCUCGAGGAAGUACUGCUUGAAUUAUCUUCUGAUAGAACAUUACGACUCAAGUUUGAGUCAACAACAUUCAAUGAGUUUUGGAUAUCAGUAUCGGAGGAAUAUCCUGGUUUAUCAAAGGCAGCACUGAAUAUCUUAACGCCAUUUGGAUCAACUUAUCUCUGUGAAACUACCUUCUUUGCAUUAACGUAUAUCAAGAAUAAAUACCGAUCUCGAUUGAAUGUAAAAGAUGAUCUGCGAGUUACAGUCUCCGAUAUCACCCCGAGAUUUGAGAUGUUAUGUUCAAAGAAACAAGCCCAUUCAUCCCAUUAA
This is a messenger RNA of Macrobrachium nipponense, 438 nucleotides long. Its product is annotated as zinc finger BED domain-containing protein 5-like. NCBI's taxonomy places the organism in Eukaryota, Metazoa, Arthropoda, Malacostraca, Decapoda, Palaemonidae. Gene Ontology annotation, molecular function: protein dimerization activity. The transcript has a single exon. The coding region runs from base 1 to 438 and encodes 145 amino acids. The record is from RefSeq and is a predicted model, not a curated record.